GCUAAAUUUACCAGCCUUAAUUCAUUUUUAUUUAAUCCUAACAUUUCGAACUGGAGAGACGUAUCUGUUAACGUUACGCAGAAACGGAAAACACUGAGAACACAGAAAAAGAAAUAUUUUUUUGCACAGAAAAUAUCUAAUAAAAACGGAAAAGCCAUAGCUUUUAAUUAAAAAUUAUUUAUUAAAAAUAUUAAAGAAAACAAAGAGAAAAAACGCGUAUAGCUGGCGUCGUACAGCGGCAGUUAAACCCCGGAGACAGACAGACACUUUCAAUACAAUUUUCACGUACAACAAGCCCAAAUAAAACAAAUGGAUUUCAUGAUGGCCAAUCCUGGAGCAGCAGUCGAUAAUCAAUCUGCCAUUUUGCCUGGUGCCAAUCCGGCAGCGGCAGCUGCGCAGCUGGCCGUAUCACCAGCCGCCGCAGCUGCUGCCCAACUGCAACAGCAGCAGGUUCAGCAGGCCAUAUUGCAGGUACAACAACAACAGACCCAACAAGCUGUGGCUGCAGCCGCCGCCGCUGUUGCCCAGCAAUUGCAAAAUCAAACCAACGGCACCAAUGGCAAUACAAAUGGCUCCAGUGAGACCCGCACCAAUUUGAUUGUCAACUAUUUGCCACAGACCAUGAGUGAGGACGAGAUACGUUCGCUGUUCUCGAGUGUGGGUGAAAUUGAAUCGGUGAAAUUGAUACGCGACAAAAGUCAACCCUUUUUGGAUCCCUUGAACCCCACAGCCACCAAGGGUCAAAGUUUGGGCUAUGGAUUUGUUAAUUAUGUACGGCCCCAAGAUGCUGAGCAGGCUGUCAAUGUUUUGAAUGGUUUGCGGCUGCAAAAUAAAACCAUAAAGGUGUCAUUUGCCCGACCCUCCUCGGAGGCUAUAAAGGGCGCCAACCUAUAUGUUUCCGGUCUGCCCAAGACCAUGACUCAACAAGAUUUGGAGGCAAUUUUUGCACCAUUUGGUCAAAUAAUUACUUCGAGGAUUUUGCAAAAUGCCGGUAAUGAUACCCAAACCAAGGGUGUGGGUUUCAUUCGGUUCGACAAACGUGAAGAGGCCACCAGGGCCAUAAUUGCAUUGAACGGUACCACACCCACGGGUUGCACCGACCCCAUUGUGGUGAAAUUCUCCAAUACCCCGGGCAGUACAAACAAGAUAAUCCAGCCUCAGAUUCCAACCUUUUUAAAUCCCCAGCUGGUGCGACGCAUUGGUGGUGCCAUGCACACGCCCGUCAACAAGGGUCUGGCCCGUUUUUCACCCAUGGCCGGUGAUAUGUUGGACGUAAUGCUGCCCAAUGGCUUGGGUGCUGCUGCCGCCACCUCAUUGGCCACUGGGCCCGGUGGUGCUUAUCCCAUAUUCAUUUACAACUUGGCACCCGAAACCGAAGAAUCUUCGCUGUGGCAGCUAUUUGGUCCCUUUGGCGCUGUGCAAUCCGUGAAAAUUGUCAAAGACUCGUCGACCAAUCAAUGCAAAGGUUAUGGCUUUGUGUCCAUGACCAACUACGAUGAAGCAGCUAUGGCAAUAAGGGCGCUCAAUGGUUAUACUUUGGGUAAUCGAGUAUUACAAGUUAGUUUUAAGACUAACAAAAAGUAAAUUAGGCAAGAACAAAAAAACAAAACACAUACAUAACAUAAUUUAUAUAUAUAUAGUAUAUAGAAAGAACACAGAACAACAACACAUUUCUUAAGCAUACAAUAGAUGAUAACUUGUCCCCUCUAUUACUACUACUACUACUCCUCACAAACAGACACCCACAUUUAAUAAUUGCAAGUAGGAUCUGGAGUUUUAAACAAUGCAAAUGCUGACUAUUUUUCUUGCAAAAGAAAAAGGGAGGAAAGAUAUUUGGUCUCCCUCUCUCUGUUGUUUUAAAACUCUUGCCCACCUGGCAACUGGAAAUAAUGCAUGUCCUUUUUUGAAAUUUGCAUGAUUGAGGAUUCUUUUCUUAUAAAGAAAAUUGUCCUUUGCUUCUUAAAGAGAUCAACAAAAGAAAUGACAAGGCAAUAUUUUGAUGAAAGAAGUAACAAUUUUUUAUUAAAAAUAAAAAACGGAAAGAAAAACAAUUUUAACAUAUAGGCUAAAAAGAAUAAUGAAGAACGACCGAACGAUCGAAACAGCAAAAAAAGAAAGUAAAACAAACUAAAAUUUGGGAAAAGCAAGCAAAACAAGUAAAUCUUCCAAGAAAUAAAAAAACGCAUAAAUUUAAUUAAACAAAACUAUUAAGAAAGUAAAACAAUUUUCAAACACUCGCCAGUGAAAGAAAAACAAAAAAAAGAAACAUUUUUAAAAUAAUAAUUAAUAUAGAAUUUUUUCUAUAUUUAAAAAAAAAGAAGAGUUAAGAAACGAUACACACACAAACAUAGCUAUAAAGAGGCUUUUUACAGUAUUACAAGAUAUUAUGUUUUAGCAAAACAAUUGUUCAGAACAAAUUCAAAAUGAGUGAAGAAAAAGCUAGAGGCCAUCAGCAUCAUCGUCAUUAUUAUUAUUACCAUUACUAAAUUUACUGGUGAAUGUUAGAAGAAUACCUAAUUAAACAAAACUCCUUUUUAUUACUAUUAAUAUAAAUAUAAUACAAAAAAAAAAGGAAAAGAAAAAUCGAAACAAACAAAAACCAAAACUAGUUAAAAAUUAAACAAACAAAAAACUCAAAGUAACAAACAACAAUAAUUUAUGAAUAUCAUCAUAGAUCGGUUCCCCUAACCAGGAGAAUAGCAAGUAUUUAUAAUUUAAAAUGUAGCGAAAUUGGUAAAAGAAAAACACUCCGAAAUACGAAAUCCCUGGGGAGCUUUGGGUGCAAGGAAAAUUUGCAUUAGGUUUUUUUAUGGAAAACAUACAAAAAUAGUAGGGCAAAGAUAUUAAAAUUCAAAACUUUUCUUAGAUUUCUUCCUAUACAGAGGCCUAAUAAAUUUCAGAAGAAAACAUUGUUCUUAAAAAGGCUAACUGAGUUGUGAGAGAGAACGAGACCUUCCUAUCACAUUUAGAAAUAAAAAUUUGUUUCAUUGAUGAAAAUAAUACGGUUUUGAAAGUCUCUCUCUUGCUCACCCAUUGACAUAACAAAUUUUUAAAUGGAAGUCCCUUCUGGCUAAUAAAUGUUACUAGUUACUAUUCUUAAAAAAAGAGUCGUGGAAGAAAAUCUGAGUUACUUGACAGUGAGGGCCUAAGGAAAAGAAAAUGAAAAAGACUCAGUUUUCGUUAAGGAUUUUUUGGGUGACUGUCUCCCUCUAUAGAUAGAAGACCUUCUGUAAAACUGAAGUGAAAGGUCUUGCAUUGAUUCUCAAUGAAUAUAAUACCUUACCGAGAUAACGACAGCCAGGGAUAGAAACUGUUUAAACUGUUUAAGGUUUUAAAAGCGAAUGUCAAAGAACAGUUUCUCUCCCUUGCUGACCCAUAGACUUAACAAAUUUUUAAACGGAAGGCCCUUCUAGUUUAUAAAAGUUACUAGUUACUAUUCUUAAAAAAAGAGUCGUAGAAGAAAAUCCGAGUUACUUGAUAGUAAGGCCCUAAGGAAAAUAAAAUGGAAAAGACUCAGUUUUAAUUAAUGGAUUUUUUGGAAGACUGUCUCACUCUAUGGACAGAAGACCUUCUGUAAAACUAAAAUGAAAGGUCUUGCAUUGAUUCUCACUGAAUAUAAUACCUUGCCUAGAUAUCGCCAGUCAGGAAUAUAAACUAUUUAAGAUGUUAGCUUUUUCUUGCCCGCCCGCUCCCAUCUCCUCUUGGAUUUUUUUUGGGUGAAAACAAAAAGCAAACUUGAUCAUUUACAAAAUGAAGAAACAUUAUAAAGCACAAAUGUUUAUACAAUAAAUCGUAUUAUGAAAUAACAAAUAUAUAUAAUUCUUUUUAAUUGAAUUUUAUAAUUUUUCAUCUAAACUAUAGAUAUGCUUUGAGUUGCUUUGUUUUGAAAUUGCUUUUGUUUUUUUUUUCUUUUUGGUUUUUGGUAAAUACAUCUCUCCAAAAACUCCACCCUCUCUGUCCUCGUGCGCCCCCCAUGAACCAUCAGCAGCAUUUCACUGGUUUUUCUUUUGCCCCCAUCCUCCAGCAGAAGAAAAUUAGGAUUGCAUUAAAUUUUAGUUUGUUUUCUUUUUUUCAAAACUUAUUGUUAGUGUUGUUUCUUUGUUUUUUCUUACAUAGAGAUAUACAUAAAUAUUAUUAUUAAUUUCUUUUGUUGAUUUCUUUAAGUUUUUCUUUAGAGAAGAAAUUAUUAAAGUAAUUUUUCAUAUUUUAUUAUAUAGAAAAAAAAUGUAUUUAUUUUUAAUUAUAUAUAAAACUUGAUUUUUCCGAUUCUUUCUUCAAAAGGCAGGCAUUAUUUGUUUAAAGUUCAGUAAAGAAAAAAUACUUAUUUUUUAGUACCAAAAAAAGCAAAAAGGAGAAGGGAAAACAAAACAAUUAUGGCAUCAAGUUUGAAGAUCCAUCUUCUUCUUCAACCUUAAAAUGUUGGAGAAAAAUUAUUUUUAUUUUCCCUUGUCCCCAUUUGAAACAAAUUUGUAUUUCAUUAUUAGAAAAAUAUCAUUACAAAACAUCAGCGCAUAUGACCCCCCUCCUUUCUUCUCACACUCUAUUCUCUCUCAUUUAAAUGUUUAAAUAUUUACAUAUACAUAUUUAUUAUUAUACUAUUUAAUAUUUAUAAUUGAUUAUUAUGUGUAUGCGAUUUUAGUAACUUUUUUUUUAGUAUGUAUACAUAUAUAUAUUUUAAAAACAACAAUACACACACACAAUUAUAAUUUUCUUAACAAAACACUUUAGUUCUUAAGCAACCAAAAACAAAAAUAAUUUAUAUAAAAAAUUAGUAUUUAAAAAAAACAAAACGUGAGGAAAACCAACUCCCUAAUGAAAGAUACAAGAGAAAGCAAGAACAAAUCUAACAACAAAAAGUAACAAACAAAAAUCUAGUCAGUGAAAAAAAAAAAAAUAAAAUAUAAAAAUAUAUAUUUUUAAAAUUAAGUUUAAAAACCAAGCAGCUUAAUAUAUAUAUAAACAUACAAGAAAUGAAAAAAGAAAACAACUCUUGAAAAUAUCAUAGGAGUUUUUUUCAUUUUUGAACAACAUCUCUAGCUAAACGUUUUUCUUUUAAGAAAAAUAUAUAUUUUUUCAGUUUUUCAAUUUUUUUGUACACUAAUUUCUUUUUUUUUUUCUUUUUAUUUAAUUUCUUCUCAAACUUGUUGUUAUUGCAAGGAAGGAAACGUAACCUAUAUAAUCCAAAGAUUUAAAUAUUUAGUAAAAUUCUAUAUACAAAAAUAACACAAACAUAGAAGUUUUCUAUAGGGACUCGAUGAAAUAAGGGAAAAGGUUGUCAUUCAUUCAAAUUGAAUUUGAGGUUAUGUUUAAGCCAAAUUUCAAUAUUGAAGCUUUUCCAACAAAACACACGCAAAUUUUAUGUAGUAAUCAAAUUCUUUCCAUGAAUAAAUGGUAAUAUAUCAAAACAAGAAAAGUUUAAAAAUAAUAUAAACUAUUGAGGUUAUGUCCGUUAAAAAAACAUUUUUUGAAUUCAUAUGAAACAAAGACAUAAGACUUGUGUGUUCAAUUCAAGUAUUUUCAGAAAAUACUUAAGAAUACGAAAUAAAAAAAGAAAUUAAAGGAUUUCGCAUUGAAAGAAAGUCCUGGUUUUAUUGUAGCCGCAACCAAGAAUUUCUCAAAUUAUGGCAUAAUGUGGAAAAGAAUUCUUGAAAAACUCAAUUUUUUUCUGAAAACAUUUUUCACGUGGUGUUUAACUAAAGAAAGAAUUUUACAUGAAAAAAGUAACAGAAAAAAUUCACAAAUUAUGUAUACAUUCUGGAAUUCAUGUUCAUUCCAGUAAAGAAUUAAAGUAUUUUCAAAAUGUUUUCAAAAAAAUGUUAACCCUAAAAAUCAUUAACAAAUUUAAUUCUUUCUUUAAUUUUUUUCUUAAAUUUAGAAAAUAGAACAUUAUUUUGUACUCAAUUCAAAUAAUUUCAUAAAUUAAUAAGGACUAUGGCAAGUUUUUUCGUUAUUAAUAUAACUUCAAAAAAUUGUUUUAAAAAAUUGAGGUUACGUUAAACAAAUUAAUUUUUUUUGGCUUCAAAUUAUGCAAAAUGUUCAUAUAUUAAACACAAUUACUUCAAAUUUCGUAAACUGCUACAAAAUAUGGUUGCAAUUUUCCUAAAAAGCCCAAAAAUAUUGAUAACAAUUUUUGAGGUUAUGUUGAACAGAAUUUAAUUUUUCGUAAUAAACCUAUUAUAUUAUAGAAUAUUACACAUACGGAAAUAUAUUUAUGAAAAAAUAAAGCAAUAUCAAAAUUUUAAGGUUUAGAUUUUUAAGAUUUUUUCCAAAAAAAUAUAUCUCAUUUUUUGAGGUUAUGUUGAAUUUUUUUCCUUAUUUUUCAAAAUAAGGUAAAAUUUUAAGGUUUUGCUACAAAUAUGAGUUCUGUGACAAACAAUUCGGUAUAAUUAAAAAACUAAAAUUCAAGACCUACCUCCGAAAGUGCGAUAUAAAGAAGACAUCAUAACCUCAAAUAGACAAAAGCGUUUUUUUGAAUGAAAACCCUUUCCCACUAUCAUCGAGACCCAAAUUAUAUAAAAAUCAACUAUUCGUAUAUAGUCGAAAAGAGAAGAGUAUAGAUUUUUUUAAUAAAAUACUUUUCAAUACUUCUUUUUGUUGUAAAACACAAAACCUAACCUAAAAAAAUAAUGCAAGCUAAUGAAAUUAUGAAAUUAGUAAUGAAAACUAACUAAGAUAAUAACGAGAACACAUAUACACACACAAAUUUCUGUGCAAUAGAAGAAAUGAAAUGUAACAAAUGAAGGCAAAUUGCAAAUUUUUUUAAUAAGAAAAUUAGGUAUCUCAUUUUUAUACAAAAAACAAUUGCUAACAAUUUUUAUGUAAAUAUAUAUAUUUAUGACAAAAAUAUAUUUUAAUUUUUUUCUUUUUUCAUUAUCUUAUAUUUAAAAAAAAAAACUUAUUUAUUACACAUUUUAUGUAUUAAGAAAUGAAAGAAAAAAAAACAAAACAA
Messenger RNA from Musca domestica (house fly), 6949 nucleotides. Its product is annotated as protein elav. The record is from RefSeq and is a predicted model, not a curated record. Lineage: Eukaryota; Metazoa; Arthropoda; Insecta; Diptera; Muscidae. The transcript is spliced from 3 exons. Gene Ontology annotation, molecular function: RNA binding. Gene Ontology annotation, cellular component: ribonucleoprotein complex. The coding region runs from base 310 to 1584 and encodes 424 amino acids.